Helianthus annuus (common sunflower) is the source of this 1915-nucleotide messenger RNA. RefSeq lists its product as uncharacterized. The record is from RefSeq and is a predicted model, not a curated record. Bases 34 to 1809 code for a protein of 591 amino acids. Lineage: Eukaryota; Viridiplantae; Streptophyta; Magnoliopsida; Asterales; Asteraceae. The transcript has a single exon.
UCCAACUUAUCUCUUCUUUCACCAGUUGCAAACAUGUUCCAACAAAACUCUCCCCUUUCUAAAACCCUAAACCCCUGUUUCUCCACCUUCACACCUUAUCCCCUAACCAAAAUCUCAAACCCUCUUUACAAACCCAUAAUCCCAACUCACUCAUCUCCCAAAACCCCCAAAUACCAAUCUAUAAAAGCACUGUUUUCACCCAAAAUUCCAUCAUGCAGACCAAGUGUUCGAUCAUAUGCCGGCCGCAGCAAGAAAAAAGAAGGGGGCACAUCCACCGGUCGAAUCGAAGGCAAUGCAGAGUUACGCAGAGAAGCAAAGCGAAACGUUCGAAGAAAGAGCAAAAAACUCGCUGAAAAUCUGUUUUAUAGGCUGAAGAACCCUCAUGGUAAUUACCCUAAUAACUUUACAGAAGAAGAGUUGCAGAUGAUUGGGUUAGGGUAUGACAGAAUGGUUCAGUUUAUGGAGAAAGAUGACCCCAAUUUGAAGCACCCUUAUGAUUGGUACAAGUAUGGUGAAUUCGGCCCGUAUUCGUGGCGCGGUGUGGUGUUAGGAGAGCCGAUUCGUGGGCGGUUUUCGGACGAGAAUGUGACUUUGAUUGGUGAAGUUAGGGAUCAAGAAGAGUGGGAAAAGAUUGAGCAGUUUGAAAUGAGUCAGGAUUUUGGUCAGAGGUUGGAGUCAAUGGAUAAGAGUGUCGGGUUUCGGUACUUUUGGGUGUUUGUUCGGCAUCCAAAAUGGCGAGUUUCGGAUCUUCCAUGGGAGCAGUGGACUUUAGUUAGUGAAGUUGUGGUUGAAGCUGGAAAACAGAGGUUAGAUAAGUGGAAUUUGAUGGGUAGGCUUGGGAAUAGAACUCGAUCGUUGAUUACGAAAUGUGCAGCGUGGGUGAGACCUGAUAUUAUAUACGUGAAGAGACCGGUUUAUCAGUGUCGGUUUGAGCCUCAGGAUGAGUUUUUUAAGUCAAUGACGCCUUUGCUUGAUCCGGAAACCGAGCGGGAUUAUAUGUGUCAGUUGGAAAGUGAUGAUGGUGGGGUGGAAACGUGUACGUAUUUCGGUGGGUUGUGUAAGAUUUUAGGGGUGAACCAGAAAUCGUUUGUGGAUGAUGUGGUUAAGGCGUUUGAGAAAGCGAGUGAUGAGAAGAAGUCGAAGUGUUUGGAGUUUCUGCUCGGGCAUCAUCCAGUUGAAUUGCUUCAUCCGUAUACGAAGGAGUGGAAGGCUAAGUUGGAGGAAAUGGAGUUCGGUUGUGACGCUCCGGAUGAGAACGAUGACGGUGGGUCCAGUCUCGAAGUUUUAGAUUGGGUUGAAGAUGACGAAAAUGAAGAAGAAGAUGACGAUAUCGUGAUUGAUGCGGAACUUGAUGAUGUAGAAACAGAAGACGACAAUGAUGAUGGUAGUGAUGGUGAUGGUGACGAUGAUGGUGAUGGUUUAGAUGAAGAUGAGAAGUAUUGGGAAGAGGAGUUCAAGAAGGCGGUAAACAGCAACGAAGAAAUGGAAGUUAUGGCAAGAAGAAGUGUGAAAAUGACGAAGAAGUUGUACGAGAAGCAAGCACAGAAUAUGGAAGAGAAGCGAACGAAGGAGGAGAAUGACAAGGGUGAAAUGGCAAUGAGGCGCGGUCGGGCCAAGGUAACUCAAGAGGAAUGGAAGCAACUCGGGUAUGGGCCGAGGAUGAAAAAGAUCAAGAAAAGUAGGAUUCCACCGGGUCAGUUCUUGAGAGCUGCGGUUAGACCCUUUUUGUACAAGAAUCUUGUUAAAGAGAUUGUUUUGACUAGGCACGCGAUUGUAGAGGGUGAGAUUGGUGGUGGUAAGAAGAAAUGAAGUCUUCUAAGACUGCAUCAUUAAGAAUGUAAAAUCUAAAAUUCCUGCUGCUCUGUACUAUUGUAAUGUUACUUAUUUAUGAAAACAAGUUCAUCUUGAAUUAAAA